Messenger RNA from Penicillium chermesinum, 1443 nucleotides. RefSeq names its product glycine decarboxylase subunit T. Gene Ontology annotation, cellular component: mitochondrion. Gene Ontology annotation, biological process: glycine catabolic process. Gene Ontology annotation, molecular function: protein binding; aminomethyltransferase activity. The coding region runs from base 1 to 1443 and encodes 480 amino acids. NCBI's taxonomy places the organism in Eukaryota, Fungi, Ascomycota, Eurotiomycetes, Eurotiales, Aspergillaceae. The record is from RefSeq and is a predicted model, not a curated record. The transcript has 2 exons.
AUGUCGAGCGUUCGCAAUUUGAAGAGAGGCGUUGACCUCGUCACCGCUAGAGCGGCUGCCCUCCACGCACCCCGCGCCUCUAUCAGCUCCACAGUGCUGCGGCGGGAGCUAUCAUCUGCCUCGGUGCGCCCAGCUGCCCGCGCCCCCAGGCCUAGAGUUGCUUCCCCUGUGGGAAUUGCACAGGCUGAGCCCCAGGCUGUUCGAUAUGCGUCGAGCUCCAGCGAGCCGCUGCGCAAGACUCAGUUGUUUGACCUGCACGAGGCCCAUGGUGCCAAGAUGGUGCCUUUUGCCGGCUACUCCAUGCCCUUGCAGUACGCCGAUUUGAGCCAUGUAGAAAGCCACGCUUGGACUCGUGAGAAGGCCAGCAUCUUUGAUGUUAGCCACAUGGUGCAACACCACUUGAGCGGCCCUGGUGCUCUUGAAUUGCUGAUGAAGGUUACCCCGUCCUCCCUCGACAAGCUGGCUCCCAACACUUCUACUCUGUCCUGCCUUCUUGAAGAAGGAACCGGUGGUAUCUACGAUGAUACUGUCAUUACCCGCCGUGGCGAAGACAAAUUCUACUUUGUGACCAAUGCCGGCCGCCGCACUGAGGACCUCGCCUUCCUCAAGGCCGAGAUUGAUGCCUACCGCUCCAAGCACGGUGCCGACAGUAUCAAGUGGGACGUCCUCGAGGACCGCGCUCUGAUUGCCCUCCAAGGACCCAAGGCGGCUGCCGCUCUCCAGCCUCUCAUCAAUUCUGCCAACGCCUCCGCCGACCAGACUGACCUGAGCACCCUCUACUUCGGCAACUGCCGUGAUCUGCACAUCACUCUAGCCGACGGCAGCGCAAGCGCAGAGCCUCUAUUGAUCUCCCGUACUGGCUACACCGGCGAAGAUGGCUUCGAGAUCUCUAUUCCUACUGCCGCCGACGCCACUCUUCCCCAGCAGGUUAUCAACCUGCUUCUGAAAGACAAAGACACCGUCCGCCUUGCCGGACUGGCUGCUCGUGACUCCCUCCGUCUUGAGGCCGGCAUGUGUCUGUACGGCCACGACAUCACCACCGCCCAGACUCCCCCCGCCGCUGCCCUCGGCUGGGUCGUUGGCCGCGACCGCCGUGACCCUGCCACCGCGAACUUUAACGGAGCUUCCGUCAUCCUCUCACAGCUCGCUAGCCCGAAGACCAUUCCACAGCGCCGUGUGGGUCUGACCGUGGAGAAGGGUUCCCCAGCCCGCGAGGGAUCUACUGUCCUUGACCUGACCGAUCCCGCCAAUCCCGUCGAAAUCGGCAUCGUGACCUCCGGUCUGCCCAGCCCCUCGCUCGGCGGCACCAACAUCGCCAUGGCCUAUGUCAACACCGGAUUCCACAAGAAGGGAACCGAGGUUGGCGUGAAGGUGCGCAACAAGGUGCGCAAGGCUACCGUUGUUGGUAUGCCCUGGGUUGAGAGCAAGUUUCACCGCCCAUGA